Talaromyces rugulosus is the source of this 2595-nucleotide messenger RNA. RefSeq lists its product as uncharacterized. Bases 1 to 2595 code for a protein of 864 amino acids. The transcript has 2 exons. Gene Ontology annotation, molecular function: protein binding. Lineage: Eukaryota; Fungi; Ascomycota; Eurotiomycetes; Eurotiales; Trichocomaceae. The record is from RefSeq and is a predicted model, not a curated record.
AUGGACAGCGAGCAGCCGUCUGGUGCUGCCCUUUCAAAGCCCGGCCUUACUGCAGCUUCCCUGGCCGCCUCUUUCAAGCUGGAUGAGGGCUAUUCCGACGACACAAAGAGCCAGCCGGAAAAUGAUGCUGCAGUCGCACAAAGCGAAGAAGCCAUGCUUUUGCCGCAAUGCAUAUUCUCCCAUACCGAAGCGGAGAGAGCCGAACUCGCCUACACCAUCCUGCGCAGCCUGCGAACAAGCACCAUCGCCUCAGUUGUAGACCGACUCACCCCGCGCCUUCACAUGGAUCCCGUAUUCAAGCUCCCGCCAGAAAUCACCGCCGAGGUCUUUGCCUAUCUUGACUUGACCACACUGCUGACCGCGUCGCUGGCCUCGCGGUCCUGGAGGAACCGCAUCUUCGAUUCGCGUCUGUGGAGGGACCUCUAUAUCAGGGAGGGAUGGAGGCUCGAUAUUGACGCAAUCCGCCGCUAUGAACGCUUGCAUUCCGAGCUUGCAUCCCACAACCGGAAAUCCCGCGCGAGGCACGAUGACUCUGACGUAUCUGAACCCCAGCUCAAGAGACGUGUCACCGAAGCAGGCCUCAGUCCUCGAGGGCCUGCAACUCAGGCUCCGCAGCCCAGCUCAUCCUGGAAUGAACAACACCAGCCCGUCGAAGCCGAUGUGCCAGAAUCGCCCCAUGAUGCCGAAGGUGACCGAGAAAUGCGCGACGUCUACUCCGAGGGCCGACCCUUGUCCUCUAUCCCAUCCCCUCCUUCAGCUAAGUCGUCAUCGCUUCUGAUCAGGUCGCCAAAUGGGUCCCCUAAGAUCAACUGGCCUCAUAUUUACAAGCAACGGAGGCGCCUGGAAGACAACUGGUUCAAAGGCCGCUUCACCAAUUUUCAGCUCCCUCAUCCCGCCCAUAUGGAAGAAGCCCAUACCCAGUGUGUCUAUGCCAUUCAGUUUGUGGGCCGAUGGCUAGUGAGUGGGAGCCGUGAUAGGACAGUUCGUGUCUGGGACUUGGACAGUAAACGUUUGUGGCACCCUCCGCUUUUGGGACACAGCACCUCCGUACUCUGCCUUCAGUUUGACCCAAGUCCCGAGGAAGAUUUGAUCAUAUCGGGAGGCAGUGACAAGAAUGUCAUCAUCUGGAAAUUUUCCACUGGUGAAAAGAUUCAAGAACUGCACAAUGCCCACGAAGACUCGGUCCUAAAUCUCAAAUUCGACAAGAGGUAUCUGGUGACAUGCUCCAAGGACAAGCUAAUCAAAGUUUGGAACCGCCGAGAUCUCAGUCCUCUGGAUAAAGACUACCCUACCUUCCACAGGGGCCCCGCUGUCAAAUAUCCCUCGUACAUAAUUGAUACAGCCUUUGUCUCGCCCUCACGUAUAGAAGCAGAGCUAGCAAAUCACCAUAUGAAAUCACUAGAGCCAUUUAGUCUCUUGAUGACUCUAGAUGGGCAUGGUGCCGCAGUCAACGCCAUCCAGAUCAACGACGACGAGAUUGUCUCGGCUUCAGGCGACCGGCUAAUCAAGGUCUGGGGCAUUCGGAACGGAGCUUGUCUAAAAACGUUGAUGGGCCAUACCAAGGGAAUUGCAUGUGUUCAGUUUGACAACCGACGUAUAGUGAGCGGGAGCAACGACGACACGGUCCGAAUCUUCGACCAUUCUUCCAGAGCCGAAGUGGCUUGUCUGGAGGGACAUAGCAAUUUAGUCCGCACCGUGCAAGCAGGAUUCGGCGACCCUCCAGGCGCCGAAGAAGCUCUUCGACUCGAAGCUUUGGCUGUGGACAACGACUACUGGGACGCUCAGCGGUCUGGGAACGUGCCGGACUAUCAACAGCGCUCGUCUCGUAGGACGGCCACCAACCGCAAUGCCGGCUCGCGAAACCCCCGAGACGUCAUGGCACUAGGUGCCCGAAUCCCUCCCGGCGGCGGGGGUAGCAGAUGGGCUCGGAUUGUUUCAGGGUCUUAUGACGAGACUGUUAUUAUCUGGAGGAAGGACCGUGAUGGUAAAUGGCUGGUUAGCCAUCGACUCCGCCAAGCUGAUGCCGUGGUAAACGCAACAGCAACAGCUUUACACCGUGGGCGUGAAGCGGCCAACCGCGCCAUGCUUCGAGCUAUUCCAGCCCUGCACCAUCAACAGGCCAUUCACCCUCCUCCGCAACCUGCUGCUCAGAAUAACAAUACGCCUCCGGCUGGUAAUGCGAAUGGUAACAACAAUGAUAACCAAGGAGUUGGCGGCACAAACACGGCAGCACAACCACAACCACCACCACCACAACAACAACCUCAACCUCAACAACCAAACCAGGCAGCUCCUCCAAACAAUAAUCACGUCCCAAAUCCUCUCGCCGUUCUUCAACAAGCACACGCCCUAAACACACUAGUAGCCCAGACACAGGCCAACAACAACGCUCAACCGGCGCACGCCCACCAAGCGCACCGCCAGGCUCCUCAUAUCCCCAACCCUGGCGUACCGCCUGCCUCCAGGGUUUACAAGCUUCAAUUCGAUGCACGCAAGAUCAUAUGUGCCAGCCAAGACCCGCGCAUCGUCGGCUGGGAUUUUGCCGCGGGCGACGAAGAAAUCAUCGAAGCUUCUCAAUUCUUCUUGGGCUUAUAA